Geodia barretti is the source of this 474-nucleotide messenger RNA. NCBI's taxonomy places the organism in Eukaryota, Metazoa, Porifera, Demospongiae, Tetractinellida, Geodiidae. The record is from the annotation of a GenBank genome assembly.
AUGAAUGUCAUCUGGAUAGUUGCCGACACCUUUCGCAGGGACCACAUGGGCGCAUACGGCAAUCCGACGAUUCGAACGCCUUCCCUGGAUGCGCUGGCGGCCAGGUCGGUCCGGUUCGACGGGCACUAUGCCGCCGGAUUCCCGACCAUGCCCACCCGCGCGGACCACCUCACCGGCCGAUGGACGAUGUCAUUCAUGGGAUGGGAGCUUCUGCCUGCAGGAGUGACCACCUUGGCGGAGAUGCUGGCUGAGCACGGCCUGCACACGGCGGCAUCGGUGGACACCCCCUACUACCUGAGGAACGGGAUGAACUACGACCGGGGGUUCCAGUCAUUCUUCAUGAACCCGGGCCAGGAUACCAUGUGGUCGCUGAUUCCCCAGCCCGGCUAUCACAACGAGGCCCUGGAUUUCCGGGCGGCGUGGCAAAAGCGAAGGGGACCGCAAUGCCCCUCGAACCUUCAGGACCGCCAUUGA